AAACAACAGAUUUGGCUAUGGUCUGGCCCAAUUGACAUUUUGUAAUUUUUGUGAGAUUUUAGAAUUUCACGAAUUUUCAGCCGUUCUAUUUUAAGACAAAUGACUGAUAACAGUUUUUGAGUUUUCCGUGUUAAAUUCGCAUACAGCAGUCAUGCGUUCCAUUGCUGAGUGCAGGAUUUUGCUAUGAGAUUAUUCUUGAAAAGCACGAAGGUUUUAUUCAGAAGGGUUGUUAUAGAAACUGUUUGGUAAUAUGCAAUGGAAAUACAAGGGUUGGAGAGGGCGAUGGCUGUGGGUGGUGCUGAUGCUCACGUUGUGCCCGCUGCUGAUUGCUCAGAAGAUCGGUGACCCCUACAAAAUCCUGGGUAUAAACCCAAAGGCUACUCUACCAGAAAUACGCAAAGCUUACAGGCAACUAGCUAAAGAAUGGCAUCCAGAUAAAAAUGAAGAUCCAAAUGCGGAAACUCGUUUUGUUGAAAUCAAACAAGCAUAUGAGCUGUUGUCAGACACGGAGAGGCGACAAGCGUAUGAUAAUUACGGCAUUACGAACGAAGACGACCACCUAUACAAACAAAGGCACGACUACAGUCAAUAUGCAAGAUUUAGUAACGAUCCGUUUGAAGAAUUCUUCGGCACACAUUUCCGAACACAGGACCAAGACAUAACAUUGUUUCACAAACUUUCUGUAACUGCACGCCACUUCGAAAACAACAUAGUAGAGAAAAGCAUACACACUCCAGCAUUAGUCCUAUUCUACACUGACUGGUGUUUCGACUGCGUGCGAUCAGCCGCGGCCUGGCGCCGUCUGGUCGAGGCCUUACAGCCGUUAGGCGUUACCAUGGCAACCGUGCACGCGGGCCACGAGGCCAGCCUGGCGAGGAGGGUGGGGGUGCAUGGAGUGCCUUGCUUGACCUUCGUGUUGGAUAAACAUAUUUAUCUGUAUAAGGAGGGGUUGUCGUCGCUGCCUAAAAUAUUGGAGUUCAUGCGUUGGAAGUUCCCAUACAAGUUGGUGAACGCGAUCGGCGACAACAACGUGGACGGCUUCGUGUCGGACUUCGAGGACAACAAGGUCAAGGCGCUGAUCUUCGAGGAGCGCCAGACCAUCCGCCUCAGAUACCUCAUCACUGCAUUCCACUAUAGAGAUAGAGUUGCUUUUGGUUUCGUAGACAUGCGGUCCCGCGACACUUCGAACGUGACGGCCCGCUACAAGGUGCAGCGCCACAUCGACACCAUGGUGCUGCUGAAGGAGGACAGCGUGGAGCCCGCAGCCACUGUCAGCACCACGGAGAUACCCACGCAGACGCUGCACCAGCUCAUCGAGGCUAACCAGAUGCUCACCCUGCCCAGGCUGUCUUCUCAGAGCGUAUUAGAAAGCGUAUGCCCAGUCGAAUGGCGGGCAGCCCGGCGUCGUCUAUGCUGCGUGCUGGUCUGCGGCGCGGGGUCCCCGGCCGCGGCCGCCGCACGUCACGCACUGAGACAGCUGGCGAGGGCUCCGCCAGAGAGGCUGCAUUACGCGUACGUGUAUGCGCAUAAACAGCCGGCCUUUGUACAUGCGCUUGCUAAUGGAUCGGGCAGCGACAUAUCAGAAAUGGAACACCGCAUCGUCAUAAUCUGGCGUCGCGAAGCCACUCGCAUCCAAUACGAGUGGCUCAAUGAAACCUGGCCCAGUUGCAACCAUGCCCACUGCACAACUGACCACUUCCCAUCUGACCCGGCGCUUAGGGACGAAGUGUUGAAGUACCAUGAACGCUUGAAUGAGACUAAGAGGGCCUUGGAUCAGCUGAUUAAGAGGUUAUUGAAACCUACAGAGGUUAUGGCGUAUGAAGCUCAUGUGCAGGAGCUGCUGGAUGAGGCGGCGCUGGGCACAGUGUGGAGGGCGGUGCUGAAGGUGUGCGAGUGGACGGAGCGGGCGGCGGCCGCGCUCCGCACGCAGCGCGCCAUCUCCGCGCUCUCCGUGCUCGCCACCGUCGCGCUCGUGCUCGCCGCCGGGUACCUCAUGGCGUACCUCAUUCGCGUAGAAGAAGAGUCAGUACAGCGUCAGAAAGAAGAAAGGAAGAAACAGAACUGCGCCGCUAAGAAGAACAACAACGAACCGAGCUCCGAGCUCAGACUGCACGAGUUACGAGCUGAGAAGUACAACGGACUUGUCAGGUUGUUGAAGCCCGGUUGUCGAACUAUCGUGUUGCUGGUGGAUAUGCAGAGUCGCGUGCAACUGCUGUCAAAGUUCCAUAAAAUUGUGUGGCCUUAUCGCAAGAACAAGACGCUCGUGUUCGCGUACCUGUGCGUGUCGCGGCACGCGGGCUGGUUCGCGCGCGUGCUGCAGCUGUCGCUGGGCGGCGCCGAGCUGCGCCUCAACGCGCGCAACUGCGUCGGCACCGUGCUGGCGCUCAACCCGCACCGCAAGUACUUCUGCAUCUACCACGCCAAGCAUCCCGAGUGCACCAAGCCGCACAAGCGCAUGAGCCGCAUGACCCGCACGCUGGGCGGCGGCGCGCGGGACCCGGAGGCGGGCGCCUUCAUCGGCUUCCACACCGAGCCCGACUCCUCCAGCGACGACGCGCCCGACCCGCCCGUGCUCAUGCAAGAGAAUCUUCUAGACGGUCUGGAGAACUGGCUGGACCGUUUGUUCGAGGGCAGCACCCACCGCUACUACAUCAACUACUGGCCCGACAUGACCACCAAGUGAGCCACGAGCCACUGAACCACUCAGUUUUGUUUCUAUGCAUGGACACCGUUAGCCGUCACUGGGAAUUUGAAAACAAAUUGUUUUUUAUAAGGUUGGUACUGCUUUUCAGGUGUUAUUGAAAUGUCACAAAUAUUAUAAUGUUUAAAUUAAUUUAUUGUUCAACAAAUCCAUGUGGGCUUCCUUUUUUAAAAGUUGAUGUUGUUUUCCAUAGUCUUAAAUGUUUUGAAAGAUUUUUUGUUGCAAAUAAAGAACUUAUUCCCAGUAACGUCUAAACGGUUAUUUCAAACACUUGUGUUAAUAAAAAUGAUUUCUCGUAUUUAUUUGAUCGUUGUUAAGAAAAUAUACUGCCCGGUUAUUGCCGUUUUCGACCAUAGAUUAUAAAUAAGUGUGAUAGUUAUUCGUAACGGUUUGCCUUAGAGCUGAGACCCACGGCUAGAGCGACGACUGUUCCGAAGCGUACUUUGAUGACGGAAUAAUAUGAAUAUUAUAGAUUAACUUUUAAAUUAAGUACGUAAGUGCUAGACGUAUGAUUACGUAUGACUCGGACAGUUGAAAAUGACUGGAUAUUGUUGGGUUAUCUUGCUUUCUCGUGACGUGAAAACCUCGUUGAACGAUACACUCGUUCAAUACUCGAACAAAAUGUAAUACUGAUCAAAUCGCUUUGGGAACACUUCUAUUGAUAAGGGCUCGUCUGAAAAUCGGUUUAACGAACACGCGAUGAAAAAUUUUUCGCUUCACCGAUCGAUACCUGAAAUGUUUCAUCCUUUUCUGAUCGAAUGUUUUGAAAAUCAUUCACUUACUUUAUACUGAUAAAGCCUAUUAAUUAUAAUCCUACAGUAACGUACUGAUGGUUUACCUUAGAUAUUCUUACAAUAGGUUUCUGAUGAAUGGUCCAAACAUAGCUCUUGUUAUGAUGAAGUGUGUUCAAAGUCUAGGCCAAAUUGUAUUAGUGCCUAUGUUGGGUAAGUAGGCGAACUGAAUCCCUACUAUAUAGGUAUUAGAUUAGUUUUAGCUCAGGUGUUGAUUUUUGAACGUACGGGGACCGGUUUUAGGUAUUUUUCUUUUUAUGUUGAAGGAUUUUUUAUGAGUCGUCUUAUUAUUUUAUUUAAAUUCGAUAUGGAAACUUUUUAGUAUGUAUGUUUGUUUUUAAUGAUUAUAAAACAUUUUUGCAUGAAACCUGAUACAACUUACAUGACUCAAAUAACGCCAGUCCCCGUUCAAAGAAAGAGUAUGAUAAACCAAACAAAUAUUAACACUUUUAUAUAAAUAAAUGAAUCUAGCUGUAAAUUAGCAGUUUGUCUUCACGAUAUCACAAUAACUAGUCUAGAGUACAAUAAAGUAAGGACAGUAUUACGGCACUGCACCUCGUUAAUGAUAAACACUGUGUCAUUACGUGUCGCCUUAGACUGCGAUCUCUAUUGCUAUUAUAACCAAUACAAGUUUAUCACUGUCGCAUUCAGAAAUCAGUAGCUAAGGGUGCGUCUACACGGUGCAUGUAGCUGGAGCAAGUUAACAUGCGCAAGUGACAAGUGACAAGACUACGCGGGUGGGUAUUUCUCUUUGGACCCGCACGUUUUUAAUGCAUGUAACCUGCGCAUGUGCCUCAACAUGCGCAAGCUACUUGCACCAUGAAGAUGCACCCUAAGCAACUGGAACAGUUGUUAUGCCUGUAUACGAUAUAGCGCCUUAUUUUUACUAGUUUUUUUGAGUGACGCCGCAGCAAGUAACGCUACAGAAGGUUCUUAACAUUUCUACUAUACAAUUAACUUCCCAGAAUCCUGUUUGAAGGUGAAAGAACGUGGACCAAACAUUCAAAGAUGGCAAUAGAAAUCGGUAUCUAUGGCGACACGUAAUCGCUACUUUACACGUUUUUAAAUCUUUAUACAUUCUACCUAGUAACGUUUGAUUGAGCUUCAUAAUAUCGCCUGUUGAGAGCUAGAGAACAAUAUUAUUAUGAUGCAGGGAAUCGAGGUCUUCGUAAUUUCAAUUACAUUUUAAAAACCUUUCUUAGACCAAGUUUUGAUAUGUGAAGAAAUUACAUUGCACUGCAAUAUAUUCCUUUUGAAAAUAGGUAACUCCUUUGUAUAUCCAUACUGCCAAAUAUUUAAAUCAUACGCUAUAUUAUACAUACAUGUAGGUAUGCAACUCUGCGCAUACAUAUAAGUACCUACUACCGAUGCAAAGUCUACGGAGAUGAGAGCUGCAUUUUACGUAUCUACAGUACAGCUCAAUAAACGAGUGUUUUAACAUACAAGACUUGGUCUAAGAAACAGACUUCUUAUUUUUGGGAAUUGCUAGACAAAUCGCUAUAUUGUAUUAGUGUUCAGAUAGUUAUUGUAGUCUUAACUUGUUUAUAUUUCAAUUUAAAUCUUGUUUAUGUUCCUGCGAGUGAAAUCGGUUGUCCCGAAAGUUAUACUAGUCAAAUAUAUUACCAAAUGUUAUUUUAUAAUUUAGCUAAAUAUUAUAGUUGUCGGAUGUCGCCAUAGUUAUUUAUAUAUUGAACGCCAGUUGCGGUCGAAAGAGUAUUUUAUUUCGUAAGGUAUUUACGAUUGUGUUCAAAUCGGAAUGAUAUAAUAAUGUGUCGAUAUGUAUAAAAUAAUUAUGUCUAUUUAAAUGAUUGCGUAUUUUUGUCCGUUGCCCGUGUUCGUAUACUAAUGUAUUUUGACUAUGACUACGUUUACAGUUAAGUAUUUUGAGUAUAUCUAUUAAUGUUCUAUCUUCAUCUGUACUUGUUUGAGCAUGACAAUUUAUUAGUUAAGUAAUCUCUUGGUUUUGAUCCCUAAUGGUAGUAAAAUAAAGUGCAUUUUUCACUAAAUGAAAUUGUUUGAUAAAUGAAAAGACAAAUUGUAUAAAUCUAACACACUGUGUAAUUAUGUGAAUGUUAACAUUGUAUCUGUUUGAUGUUGUUUAUUGGUGGGGCUUUGAAGACGUAACUGUUUGUUGCUUGUUUCAUACGCAACUUCAAUUUAUAAUCGACUAUCGAUCAAUAUUUCACCAAAAAGUGUUAAAAGUGGAGCAAUAACGUUGAUUGCAUGUUAUUUCAACUUUAAAAUCAUUUGUAUUUAGGCAUUCAUUGUUGUUAUGAUUGCACUUGUUAAAUUUUUACUUGAUCGAUCUUGCUUUAUUUCUCUCAUAAAAUAAGGAUUCGUUCUAAUGACGCGGAGACGAAUCUAGUCGUCAAUAUACCCGGUAUUUCACAUAGCAAAUUGUACCUCUAAUUGUCAUAAUAAAGAACAAGUAUUUCCUAUGAGAGACUACCGAAUUUGAACUUUACAUAAUGAAUAUAAGGUUGAUUAUGCUAAGCUUCGACUUUGCAUUCGCGUACCACGAGUCUCAACCGCUGUUUAACCUGUGUUGCCAUGUUUUAUAGUUAUAUAAUUAUCACCACGUUGGGUGUCUGUAUAUGGGUUGUUAGUAAAGCUUGUCUAUUCAUACUAAACUAUAAUUAUUGUUGUAUUUAAAUUAUUUUUAUUGUUAAGAUACACUAAAUCUAUCCUUUAUCUUAAUUCCAGUAUCGAUUUGUACAAUAAAUGAAUAAAAUAUUGUUCUUUA
Molecule: messenger RNA, 6235 nt
Organism: Helicoverpa armigera (cotton bollworm)
Lineage: Eukaryota; Metazoa; Arthropoda; Insecta; Lepidoptera; Noctuidae
Gene: l(3)80Fg
Product: dnaJ homolog subfamily C member 16
Exons: 14
Coding region: 251-2683 (810 amino acids)
Source: RefSeq, a predicted model, not a curated record